CUGCAUCCUUCUCGGCUCCUCAGUAUAAUGGACGAGAGCACGCCAGGGCAGCCCCGGGCCCGAGCGCGUCCUCUGAGGCGGCUGUUCAAGCCAGCUGCAACAGAGAAGAGGACAGAGCCCCGCGUCACAGAUCCCGCGCAGGACCGGGCUGACGACAAGAGGGCAAGGAGAUGCCAAAUCCGCUGCCCUCGCUCGCCUGAUCUGGUGUGCCCUUGCCACGAGCGUCUGACGGAGCCCGAGCGGCGGGCGUUGGAGAGAAUUAGGGCCGCGGGCGGUGUCGUGUUUGAUGAGGGCAACGAGGUCCACGAGGUCCGCUUGGCCAGGCUGUGGACGCUUCUCCGCCCAGGUGAGAUUUGACGAGGGGGGAAGGAAUGGUCUGGAUGGUCUCUGUUGUCGUGUACAGAUGAGGGUGUUUGCCCGAAGUCGUCACUGCAGUGGAAGGGGCUAGGCUUCCAGGGCGAGAACCCGCGGACAGACUUCCGCGGCGCUGGGCUGCUGGCCCUCCAGUGCCUCGUGUACAUGGCGGAACAAUAUACUCAGGUGCGCAGGGGCGAUAAUGUUACAAACAGGUUGAUGGGCCCGUUGCUGCCAUUCCCUCUUUAUGUGUUGUUCAGGAUUUGUUGCUGUUGGUAGAGGAGUCGGCUUCGCUGCACCACUAUCCUGUGGCCGCGGCACUCAUCAAUGUCACGGUGAGGGAUAUGCAUAGCCCGCCAUCAAUGUGGUGGUCCAUGGGGCCUCCGUCUUCCUUGUGUGUUGCAAUGCAGCACUUCUUGGUGGUAUUCUUGCGGCUGACGGAGCCGUCGAUUCGGCACCUGAGUCCAGCCAAGCCCAGCAGACCGGCGAAUAAACGGUACAAAGAUAUCAGUCAGUCCGGAGAGACAUUCCACACAAACACACGCCUCGCCUUGCUAUGUGUGUGUUCGUGGGCAGGUGUAUCAAGGCCUUCGCGCGGCUGGCCGUCGACCCCACGAAAUUGAGCUCGACGAAACAGGGCACCCACUGUUCUUUCUCCCUGUCCCCCUUGUCUGUCUGUGUCAGUGUGCCUUUGAGGAGCUGUUUUGCGCGUCGGCUCUGUUCCUGCACCGCUCGUGGAAGCAAAAAAUGUCAGCGGGGGCCUCUGGGGGGUUGAGGACACUCCGACAUGGAUGGUAUGUGGAUGGAUGGUUUCAGGCAGGCCGGGUCGGGCAGCAUCACCCUGCUGGCCUUCAACUCCACCUUCUACACACUGCAGGUGAGGCGGCUGACCCACACCAUCCGUCCAUGCAGACCACGGCUGACGUGUGUGUGUUGUCUGGAUGUGCCUGCUGCCUGCAGGAGGGUGUUCGUUGGAUGCUGUCUCAGCGUCCGUCGGGUGUGGGUGACUUCCACCGAAUGCUCAGCCAACACCACACGAAGAAGGACAAAUGGGUGUGAAGCCCAGGUAGCUGCCAGCGACAGUGUGGAUUCGACGUGUGCGUCGAAGGAUGGACGACAAACUGUACAUAUUUGCGUGUGUGGAUGGA
Vitrella brassicaformis is the source of this 1502-nucleotide messenger RNA. Lineage: Eukaryota; Vitrellaceae. The record is from the annotation of a GenBank genome assembly.